ACACAGCCUUCUCCAUUGCAGAAAUUCAACAAAAACUUGCAGACUCUAUUAAUGAAGCCAUUAUAUUUUCUGGCAUUAUAUACAAAUAUGUUAAUUUGAAUUUGCAUUUGCAUUUGUUGUAGCUGAAGCGGGAUACAGCAGCAUGGCGGCCGUCCGCAGCCUGCGACAGCCGAUCACCGGCGGAUCUCCGGCAGUCAUUGCCGCUAUAAAUUCCCUCCUCCAAUCGAUAAAUCCCCAAAAUCCGAGAGUUCACCAAAACCCUAGCCCUUCGACCCUCGAUCAAUUUGCUUCAUUCUUGAGACCUAAUUUCGUGAUCGAGAUCAUCAAGGAUCAGACAAACCCUUAUCACGCCCUCUUCUUCUUCACCUGGGCCUCCAAUCCGAGUCCCAACCCAAAUCAUUACAGCCACUCCCAUUUCUGCUACAUCGCCAUUACUGACAAGCUCCUUUCCCACAGAUUGUUUUCAUUAGCCGCGGGGUUACUGAAAAGCCACGACAGGUUCUCGGAUUUCAUGGUGGGUAAGUUCAUCAAAGCUCACGGCGAUUUGGGGCACCUGAAGUGGGCUGUGAAGCAUUUUCGCGAGGUGAAUUGUGGGGAUUUCGGAGGCUGUCGAUUUUCUUUCAAUGCGCUGUUGGGUGUGCUGGUUAAGGCCAAUAGAAUCGGCCAUGGUUUGGGUUAUUUUGCGCAGAUUGUUGUUAAGACAGCCGCCGUGAGGCCUGAUGUUUCGAGCUACACCACCAUGAUCAGGGGCUUGUGCAGAGCAGGCAUGGUUGUGGAUGCAGAGAAGGUGUUCGACGAAAUGACUGACUGCAAGAAUUUGGUGACUUUUAACGUUAUGAUCGAUGGGCUUUGUAAGAAUGGGUUGGUAGCUAAGGCGCAGAGGAUUGUGGAUCAAAUGGUUGAGUCUAAUUCCGACUCUGGCACUGGUUGCUUGCCGGACGUUAUGUCGUACACGACGUUGUUGGAUGGUUAUUGCAAGAAAGGCGAGUUAAAGAAUGCGAUGAGAUGUUUUGAUGAAAUGACGAGCCGGGGGAUUUGCGAGCCGAAUGUUUUGACGUACAAUGUUUUGAUCAACGGGUUGUGCGUCAGCGGGGCAGUAGACGAGGCGAGGAGAAUGGUGAGCCGGAUGCAGUUGAACGGAGUGAGGGCCGAUGUUGCGACUCAAACGAUUUUGUUGAAGGGCUAUUCGAUUGCUGGGAGAUCGGACGAUGCGAUUGAGCAUUUCAAAAGUCUGGUUGAUAAAGGAAUGAAUCUCGAUGAAAAAGCGUACACGGUAGCAGUGAACGAGUACUGUAAUUUGGGGAGGCCCGACAGAGCGAUUGCGCUGAUAAAAGAAAUGAUAACGGCGAGGGGCGUUAGGCCUAAAACCGCAACCUUCAACGCCGUCUUGCGAAGCUUUGUUAAAUUGCAUCAGUUCGAUGACGCUAUUCUUCUUAUGAAGCAGAUGCAGCAAUGGGGAUUCUGCCCGAAUUUCUUAUCCUACAACGACGUGAUAAUUGCGCUCGUCGCAGCCAGACGAAUGAUGCAAGAUGCCGAGAUGCUUGUUCAAGAAAUGGUCGAAAAUGGCCAUAGGCUUGAUUUGACGUUAUACAGUUCGUUGAUCGAAGGAUAUUGCGCUAAUGGAGAUGCAGAGAAGGCAGUUCGUCUCUUCAAGAAAAUGAUCGAUGAGAAGCUCAUUGUCGGGAAGAGGUCGCUUGAGGUUUUCAUCAAAGAAAUGGCGUCGAAGGGUUUGAUGAAAUGCAGCUGCCCGACUUGAAUUGGCGACAAAUUAUCCGUUUUGAUUGAUCCGAUAGAGCGUUCGAACUGAAAGUAAAACAUCGGCGCUGUCUUGGAAACAUUGGAUUUCGAUCAAAAAACAUGUUGGAAAACAUGGAGAAGCUCGAACCUGUUAUGUUAUGUUCGACUUUCUUUCGUCGGGUAGUAAAACCGAAAAUCGACAACAGAUGUUAAUACGAAGAAUUCAUUCAUAGAGUCUGGUGAGUUUUUGCUGAAGCUCUUGAAUUUCUGCAAUGGCGGAAGUUCUCUCGUUGUGAUCAUUCGAAGAAUUCAGACAUUGUUGCUUCCUCAAUAUCUUACUUUCGAUGCUCUUAAUCUGCAAAAACACUUUCGCUUUUCAUUACAUUCGAACACUCGAAUCAUCGAUCGAUUUAACGAUAGCCUGACCUUUCUGUAAGGCCACCUGAGUAACCCUUCCUUUCGACAAAUACUCUUCACGGCGGAGGGACAUAUGUUCAUUUCUUUAGCCGCAUUGUUGAUCGGAAGAUGGAAAUACGGCGCCAAAUCUCUCACCUUCAUCUUCCCCGUCCUCUCCCUCUGCACUAAACAUCGCCAUCGCCGGACAUAAUUAAUUUAGAGGAAAAAG
Molecule: messenger RNA, 2362 nt
Organism: Andrographis paniculata
Lineage: Eukaryota; Viridiplantae; Streptophyta; Magnoliopsida; Lamiales; Acanthaceae
Product: pentatricopeptide repeat-containing protein At5g65560-like
Exons: 1
Coding region: 143-1756 (537 amino acids)
Molecular function (GO): protein binding
Source: RefSeq, a predicted model, not a curated record